AAGCUCUACAUAUUUCUUGCUCAACAGACCAAUGCAAAAUUCAACAAGGUGAUUCUGAAACGGCUCUUUAUGAGCCACACCAACAGGUCUCCGCUGUCCGUUUCCCGCAUGAUCCGUAAGAUGAAGCUCCCAGGCCAGGAGAACAAAACUGCUGUCGUGGUGGGUACAGUGACCGAUGAUGUUCACAUCCAGGAAAUCCCCAAACUGAAGGCUUGUGUCCUGAGAGUGACCCAAGGAGCCUGUACCCACAUCCUGAAAGCUGCUGGCCAGAUCAUGACUUUUGACCAGUUGGCUGCCCCCAAGGGCCAAGGAACUGUUCUGCUUUCUGGACCCUGGAAGGCUCGCAAAGUUUAUAGGCAUUUUGGCAAGGCCCCUGGAACCCGACACAGCCAUACAUCAUAG
Molecule: messenger RNA, 402 nt
Organism: Podarcis muralis (Common wall lizard)
Lineage: Eukaryota; Metazoa; Chordata; Lepidosauria; Squamata; Lacertidae
Source: RefSeq, a predicted model, not a curated record